AUGCGCGAACUACCGAUCCGCCCACGCGGCCUCCUCUGGCAAACAGACUUCAUCACACAGGACCACGAAGCCCGCCUCCUGGAGAUCUUCCGCCAUGAGCUAAUCUGGCCGGAGCGACCGGGUCGGAUCUCGCUGCACUACGGCUACACCUUCGACUACAAGACGUUCAACAUCGACCCGGCGAUCCCGUACCGCCCGUUCCCUGCGUGGCUGGUGCCGUUACUGCCGCCCACGGAGGCUCGCCCGCCGGACCAGGUCUGCCUGCAGUACUACCCGCCGGGCGCCGGCAUCCCGCCGCACGUCGACGCCCACGGCCCGUACGACCAGCUGUAUGCGCUGUCGCUGGGCGCGCCUGUCCUGAUGCAGUUCCGGCGCGGCGAGGACCGUGUCGAGGUUGACUGCGAGCCGCGGAGUCUGAUGUGCAUGACUGGUGAGGCGCGGUUGUUUUGGACGCAUGGCAUCAAAAAGCGGAAGACGGAUGUGGUGCCUGCUGCACAGGGCGGCAGUACGGUCCGCUUGAGGGGGGAGAGGUGGAGUAUUACGUAUCGGUGGUUGAGGGAGGGUGGGGAGUGUGGGUGUGGGGAUGUUGAGCUUUGUGAUACUGCGCAGCGGCGCUUGGGGGUGGAGAAGGAGAAGAGGUCUGUUGUUGCGUUGAGAGAGGCGGCUGCUGCUGACAGUGGGAUAGAGGGUGGGAAAGAGGAACUUGCGGGUGAGAGUGAGAGUGGCGGUAGUUGA
Messenger RNA from Aspergillus homomorphus CBS 101889, 735 nucleotides. RefSeq lists its product as uncharacterized. Gene Ontology annotation, biological process: oxidative demethylation. The record is from RefSeq and is a predicted model, not a curated record. The transcript has a single exon. NCBI's taxonomy places the organism in Eukaryota, Fungi, Ascomycota, Eurotiomycetes, Eurotiales, Aspergillaceae. The coding region runs from base 1 to 735 and encodes 244 amino acids. Gene Ontology annotation, molecular function: oxidoreductase activity; demethylase activity.